Symsagittifera roscoffensis is the source of this 985-nucleotide messenger RNA. RefSeq lists its product as uncharacterized. The record is from RefSeq and is a predicted model, not a curated record. Lineage: Eukaryota; Metazoa; Xenacoelomorpha; Acoela; Convolutidae. The transcript is spliced from 4 exons. Bases 145 to 816 code for a protein of 223 amino acids.
UAGACAACAAAAUGAGUGUUUUAUCUUGAACAGUUUAAUUGUACUUUUUGCAUGCUGUAAAUCAGAAAGAAUUGACAAAUAUAAACCACAGAGCAGAAAAAACACCGUUUUGCAGUAAGCAUUUUGAUUAUUGUGAAAAACAAAAUGAGGUUGAUAAACACAUGUCCCACUUUGCUUGCUGCUGCAUUUUUGAUGCUUCUUUACAGCUCACAAGUUUACGCAGAGGGGAAUACUGAAUACAUGGCUGACGAUUCAAUGGAUGAUGACAUCACUUUCUUCUGUCUGAAUUGUGGGGAGGGGGCGAGUGAGUGCUGCAGUGGAGUGAUGGGACUUCCCUUCUGCUGUGACGAAAAUUUAUAUGCUGUCCAGAAAAUGACUUGGGCAGCUUCAGAAGCUGAAAAGCUCUCCACUGACCGCCAUCUGGUCACGUGUCAAUCUAGUGACCAGUGCCCAACUACCGCCAGUGAAAUACUGAAAAUUGUAGAUGAAAAUGCGGGUGGGGACUACUGUUGUCCCUUGGGCAACAUUUGCUGCCCAUUUGGAUCCUACUUUGAGGAGAUAUUCCUCAUGCUCAGUUAUACAUUCGGAGGCCCCAUCAUCUUCAGCAUCCUCCUGUUUUUGUUGGGAUGUGCGAUAUUCACUAUCUGCUUCUGUGUGUGGUGCGCAGGGAGUCGUAAGAAUAACCGAGGAACGGUCUUGACUCAAGGUGGAGUGGCAACAGGAGUCGUGUUGCAGCCGUCGUCAACACCGGCUCUUGGAUUUUCGUCGGAUGGCAUGCCAACAUACCAGAGAUUGGAGAAUGACCAAGACUGUUAGAAAACGGAAAGACCAAAAACUGAUGACUGAAAAUAAAGACUUAUAACGAAUUAACAAACAAUAGAGAGCUUGUUGACUGCCAAAAAUCGAACUAAAAUUUUUAAAAUACACUAAAACAAUAAAAUAGAUAUAUCAGCUUACUUCGCGUAACCAACGUCGAAAUAGAAAA